Messenger RNA from Ctenopharyngodon idella (grass carp), 3329 nucleotides. RefSeq names its product deleted in malignant brain tumors 1 protein-like. Lineage: Eukaryota; Metazoa; Chordata; Actinopteri; Cypriniformes; Xenocyprididae. The coding region runs from base 22 to 3165 and encodes 1047 amino acids. The transcript has 32 exons. Gene Ontology annotation, cellular component: cell surface. The record is from RefSeq and is a predicted model, not a curated record.
AAACUUGAUCAGAAGAGAAAGAUGGAAGCUCUGAAUUUCCUUCUCUGUCUGCUUCUAACUGCCUAUCAAGCAAACACUAUUGGGUCAUGGACAACAGGUGACUGGCUGUAUACUACUGAGGUUCCUUCAGAACCAUGUGGUGACUAUCUGACAGAUUGGAUGGGUGAAUUUUUCAGCCCCCGGUACCCAAAUAGCUACCCUGAUAAUGCACGAUGCACAUGGACCAUUCAUAGCACUGGGGGAACAACUGUGCUAUUGACCUUCACUGAUGUUUAUUUGGAAACAUGUUGUGAUUACAUCAGAGUAUAUGAUGGUCCUUCUACCCUCUACCCGUUACUGGACGAAAUACGAGACUACAAGAACAAACGCUACAACUCCAGCAACAAUGAUCUGACGGUGCUUUUCUACAGUGAUGGCAGUAUAUCAAGAAGAGGAUUUCAUGCAAACUGGGUCUUUGUAGAUUCCAAUUCAUGCAGGCAUAACUGUGGACGCUCCCUUGGCUCUUGUUCCUGUAAUGAUUCCUGUCAGGACAAUAGAAACUGCUGUUAUGACUACGACAGCUACUGCUCAGAAACAACAAUAGAAACAACAACAGCAGCAACAACAACAUUCUGGAUUGAGACAACAGCUCCCUCCUGCAGGUAUAACUGUGGACACGACUUCUACAGAUGCUCAUGCACCUACGACUGUCAGUACUAUGGCAACUGUUGCCCUGACUACGACAGCUACUGUUUCAUGACAACAACAACAACACAAGAAACAACAACAACACAAGAGACAACAACAACACAAGAAACAACAACAACACAAGAGACAACAACAACACAAGAAACAACAACAACAACACAAGAAACAACAACUGAGUUUAUAAUAGUAGACGAAGGCUCCUGCGAGAAUUAUUGUGGUGAAUUACUUCCCAUCUGUGCAUGUGACGACCUCUGUCAAAAUUAUAAUGACUGUUGCCCUGAUUACGACAACUACUGCCUUAUAACAACUGAACGGCCAACUACAACAGAAUUCCCCUCCUGCAUGAAUAACUGUGGACACAACCUCGGCCGCUGCUCAUGCAACUACAACUGUCAUAACUAUGGCAUCUGUUGCCCUGACUAUGACAGCUACUGCUUAGAAACAACAACAGAAACAACAACAGAAACAACAACAACAGAAACAACAACAACAGAAACAACAACAACAGAAACAACAACAGCAACAACAUACUGGAUUGAUACAACAGCUCCCUCCUGCAGGUAUUCCUGUGGAUACGACCUCGGCAGCUGCUCAUGCAGCCACGACUGUCAGUACUAUGGCAACAACUGUUGCCCAGAUUAUGAAAGCUUCUGCAUAGCAACAAUUCACCCGCCAGAUGAUCCAACAGCUCCCUCCUGCAUGUAUAACUGUGGGUACCACCUUGGGUACUGUUCAUGCUCCAGGGCCUGUCUUUUUUUUGGUGACUGUUGCCAUGACUACCAAAACGCCUGCUUAAGAACAACAACACCAACAACAAGAACAACAACAACAAAGUCAGCAGCUCCUUCCUGCAUGUGGAACUGUGGACAUGACUUCGGCAGCUGCUCAUGCACUCACGACUGUCAGUACUAUGGCAACUGUUGCCCUGACUACGACAGCUACUGUUUCAUGACGACAACAACAACACAGGAAACAACAACAACACAAGAGACAACAACAACACAAGAAACAACAACAACACAAGAGACAACAACAACACAAGAAACAACAACAACACAAGAAACAACAACAACACAAGAAACAACAACAACACAAGAGACAACAACAACACAAGAAACAACAACAACACAAGAGACAACAACAACACAAGAAACAACAACUGAGUUUAUAAUAGUAGACGAAGGCUCCUGCGAGAAUUAUUGUGGUGAAUUUCUUCCCAUCUGUGCAUGUGACGACCUCUGUCAAAAUUAUAAUGACUGUUGCCCUGAUUACGACAACUACUGCCUUAUAACAACUGAACGGCCAACUACAACAGAAUUCCCCUCCUGCAUGAAUAACUGUGGACACAACCUCGGCCGCUGCUCAUGCAACUACAACUGUCAUAACUAUGGCAUCUGUUGCCCUGACUACGACAGCUACUGCUUAGAAACAACAACAGAAACAACAACAACAGAAACAACAACAACAGAAACAACAACAGCAACAACAUACUGGAUUGAUACAACAGCUCCUUCCUGCAUGUAUAACUGUGGACACGACUUCGGCAGCUGCUCAUGCACCUACGACUGUCAUAACUAUGGCAACUGUUGCCCUGACUACGACAACUACUGCUUUAUAACAACUGAACAGUCAACUACAACAGCUCCCUCCUGCAGGUAUUCCUGUGGAUAUGACCUCGGCAGCUGCUCAUGCAGCCACGACUGUCAGUACUAUGGCAACAACUGUUGCCCUGAUUAUGAAAGCUUCUGCAUAGCAACAAUUCACCCGCCAGAUGAUCCAACAGCUCCCUCCUGCAUGUAUAACUGUGGGUACCACCUUGGGUACUGUUCAUGCUCCAGGGCCUGUCUUUUUUUUGGUGACUGUUGCCAUGACUACCAAAACGUCUGCUUAAGAACAACAACACCAACAACAAGAACAACAACAACAAAGUCAGCAGGGCUGAACAUCGAACCUGCCAGGGAGAACAUCAAUGCCAACAACACAAGAAUGGGCCGCUUCAAUGCCAGCAUAGCCUUCUACACCUCCAGCAGUUUCUACCAACAAAUCUAUGACUCUCCAUAUGAAGUCAACCUGAACCAGCUUCUGUAUGUUCAAGUCAAGCUAAACAGGCCUGACAACAGCCUGGAUCUCUUUCUGGACACCUGUGUAGCGUCUCCAAAUCCCAGUGACUUCAAAGACCGUUCCUUUGACCUGCUGCGUAACGGAUGUCCCAGAGACAACACUUAUUAUUCCUACACCAGCGGUCAGCACUAUUAUGCUCAGUUCAGUUUCCGGGCUUUCAAGGUUCUCCGGACUCACGCCUACGUGUACCUGCAGUGUAAAGUGAUCAUCUGCCCCGAUAACGAUUACAACUCUCGCUGCCGUCAAGGAUGUCGCUUCCGUCGCAAGAGAUCCCUCGACAGCACCUACCACACCAAUACUGUGACGCUGGGGCCAAUCAAACUCAAAGGAGGGAGACGCACUUUCAAGGCAGCGUGAGAAGAUUGAGGCAGCAGAGUGAUUUGAUCAUCAUCAGCAUCUCUAUUUCUCAUCUGUAUCAUUAAUCAAAUCAUAUUAUCCUUCCUAAGCAAAUUGAUUUAAAUGAAAUUUUCUUGAAUUCAUUAAAGCAAUCCUUCUUCAGAUGCACUUCUUUGUCUCUAUCA